UCGAUGAAAGUGCAAAUGGUUUUGGAAGUAAAAAAGCAUGUCCUCGCAGUCGCAGGGAGGGAAGUUGGCAAGUCUAGUGCAGUCGUGCAUCACCAAGAAAGCCGUGUUACCCGGUAAAGCCGUCCACGCUCGCAUCUUCCGCCUCGGCCUCUCCGGCGACACCUUUCUCUCCAACCACCUCAUCGAACUCUAUUCCAAGUGCGACCGCAUCACCACUGCACACCAAGUGUUCGAUCAAAUUCCUCACAGGAACAUCUUCUCAUGGAACGCCAUUUUGUCUGCUCAUUGCAAAGCCCACGACCUGCCAAACGCGUGCCGUUUGUUCCUCCAAAUGCCCGAGAGGAACACCGUCUCGUUGAACACCUUAAUCACUGCCAUGGUACGCGGUGGUUACCAACGCCAGGCGCUCGAUACCUAUGAUUCUUUCAUGCUGCAUGAUGAUGGGGUUGGAGCUAGAGUUAGACCCUCCCACAUUACAUUCGCUACCGUUUUCGGUGCUUGUGGUGCUUUGUUAGAUGAAAAUUGUGGUAGGAGGAAUCACGGGGUUGUGAUCAAGGUUGGUCUUGACAGUAAUAUAUACGUGGGAAAUUCUCUUUUAUCCAUGUAUGUUAAGUGCGGGCUUCACGGGGAUGCUGUUCGUGUUUUUUGGGACAUUCCUGAGCCGAAUGAGGUUACUUUUACUACAAUGAUGGGUGGUUUAGCGCAGACGAAUCAAGUUAAGGAAGCUUUAGAAUUGUUUAGGAACAUGUUGAGAAAAGGGAUUCCUGUUGAUUCUGUUUCGUUGUCCAGCAUUUUGGGUGUUUGUGCCAAAGGAGGAUCUGGGGAAAGGGAAAAAUUUCUCUCUGAUUAUAGUCAUGUACAAGGGGAACAAAUACAUGCACUCUCGGUUAAACUGGGAUUUGAGAGUGACCUCCAUUUAAGCAAUUCGCUGCUCGACAUGUAUGCGAAAGUUGGGGACAUGGAUAGCGCUGAAAAAGUUUUUGUUAAUCUGAAUCAGCACAGUGUUGUUUCUUGGAAUAUAAUGAUUGCUGGGUUUGGGAACAAAUGCAACAGUGAGAGAGCUGUUGAGUAUUUUCAAAGGAUGCAGUGUUGUGGAUAUGAGCCGGAUGAUGUUACUUAUAUUAAUAUGCUGACAGUGUGUGUGAAGUCUGAGGAUGUUAAAACUGGGCGUCAAAUAUUUGAUCGCAUGCCGUGCCCGAGUCUGACUUCAUGGAAUGCCAUACUCUCAGCCUAUAACCAGAAUGCAGAUCACCAAGAGGCUGUUACACUGUUUAGAAACAUGCAGUUUCAAUGCCAACAUCCUGAUCGGACUACAUUGGCCAUUAUCCUGAGUUCAUGUGCUGAGUUGGGACUUCUCAAGGCUGGAAAACAGGUUCAUGCAGUUUCUCAGAAGUUUGGAUUUCAUGACGAUGUGUAUGUUGCUAGCAGCCUUAUUAAUGUGUAUUCAAAAUGUGGGAAAAUGGAGUUGUCUAAGAACGUGUUUGGUAAACUUCCUGAACUGGAUGUUGUCUGUUGGAACUCAAUGAUAGCAGGGUUCUCAAUCAAUUCUCUUGAACAAGAUGCUUUGUUUUUCUUUAAGCAGAUGCGGCAGUUUGGCUUCUUGCCUUCUGAGUUUUCUUUUGCUACCAUAAUGAGUUCUUGUGCAAAACUUUCUUCCUUAUUUCAAGGACAACAGAUUCAUGCUCAGAUCAUAAAAGAUGGUUAUAUAGAUGAUAUGUUUGUGGGGAGUUCUCUUAUAGAAAUGUACUGUAAAUGUGGGGAUGUAGGUGGAGCUAGAUGCUUUUUUGAUAUGAUGCCUGGUAAAAAUAUUGUGACAUGGAAUGAAAUGAUACAUGGUUAUGCACAGAAUGGAUAUGGUCAUGAGGCUGUUUGCCUUUAUAAGGACAUGAUUUCGUCUGGUGAAAAACUGGAUGAUAUUACUUUCAUUGCUGUUUUAACUGCUUGUACCCACUCGGCAUUGGUUGAUGAAGGAGUUGAAAUAUUCAAUGCAAUGCUGCAAAAAUUUGGUAUGGUGCCAAAGGUGGAUCAUUAUACUUGCAUCAUAGAUUGCCUGAGCCGAGCAGGGAGGUUUCAAGAAGUAGAAGUUAUUCUAGACACAAUGCCAAGUAAAGAUGAUGCAAUUGUGUGGGAGGUUGUGCUCAGCUCAUGCCGUAUUCAUGCUAACUUGAACUUAGCAAAAAGAGCAGCUCAAGAACUCUAUCGACUAAACCCACGCAAUUCUGCCCCUUAUGUGCUUCUUGCCAACAUGUAUUCUUCACUGGGAAGGUGGGAUGAUGCACGGGCUAUUAGAGAUCUGAUGAGUCAUAACCAGAUCCAUAAGGAUCCUGGUUAUAGUCGGAGUGAGUUCAUGAAUGACGCUCAAAUCACUCUGUAAAACAAUCAAAAAUCAUUUAUUGGUUGGAUAUGAACUCAAGAAAUACGAUCCCAUUUUGAGGUUCUCUGAAAUCAAACCAGCUAAUUUUACAAUGAGAGCUCUAAUUGUGGAGUGAAACUACCUCCAAGUUAAUAAUGGUUACUUUCCUAGGUCUUAAUUUCUUACAUUCUCCUCCGUGAAGAUGGUUAAUAAUUUUUUAUGAUAGCCCUUUGAUAACCAUCAGUGGAAACACAACAUAUUGAUUGCUUAUUGAACUGGAGUUUCAUGUCAUCUAGGUGACAUAUUUGAUAUUUCAGAUACAAGGCAGUAUAAAGUUUGAAACCCCUCGAAAAUUUUCAUGGAACACUCUGAUUUUUGUAUGCUGUAGAAAUUACUACCGUGCCAAUUUAGGAAGGCAGAGUCCUGAAAUUACAUGUUUUACUACAUAGGGAGUCUUUUCUUGCAGGAUAUAUUGACUAUUGUUCUAUUGGUGUUUGGCACCUUUCAUGUUUCUUAAAAAAUCCAUCAUGUCUACCUGCUAUUGCAACUGAUGGUUGUACUACUGCAUUCUUUCAUUGGUUUAGACUUCAAACAGAUAAAGAAGUUCUCUGGUAUUUUUCAUGUGUGUCUGUGUCAGAUCUACUAUUGUACAACUACUUAUCCAGAUUUACCACGGCACAACUACUCGUUAGGGUUCUCAACCAUCAAUUGACUCUACCAUGGGUGAGGUGAUGUUCAGGGUAAACACUGUUGAAUAGAUAUCUGAAGAAUUUGAAAGCAACACAAGAUGCAUUUAAAGGUGGAUGGUUUAGGACUGGUGACUUGGAAGUAAAGCAUCCUGAUGGUUACAUAGAACUUAAGGACCGCUCAAAGGACCUUAUCAUAUCUGGGGCCUGGGGGAGAAAAUAUCAGCUCGAUUGAGUUGGAAGAUGUGAUUUUUAGUCAUCCUGCAGUUCUUGAGGCCGCAGUUGUUGGGAGGCCUGAUGAUUACUGGGGAGAGGCACCUUGUACAUUUGUAACACAGAAGGAAGGUGUAGUGCCUCAGAAGGAGAUAAUACAAUUUUGUCACAAGCGUUUGCCUCGCUAUAUGGCUUCUCGGACUGUGGUGUUCACUGAUCUGCCUAAGACAUCAACUGGCAAGACACAGAAAUAUGUUCUCCGGAAGAACACCAGCCUACUGUAAAGUACAUUUAAAACAAAAGGAAUGAAAUUGAAUCCUUGUCUUUAA
Lotus japonicus is the source of this 3581-nucleotide messenger RNA. RefSeq names its product pentatricopeptide repeat-containing protein At4g20770. Gene Ontology annotation, molecular function: RNA binding; protein binding. Bases 38 to 2374 code for a protein of 778 amino acids. Gene Ontology annotation, biological process: RNA modification. The record is from RefSeq and is a predicted model, not a curated record. The transcript has a single exon. NCBI's taxonomy places the organism in Eukaryota, Viridiplantae, Streptophyta, Magnoliopsida, Fabales, Fabaceae.